Messenger RNA from Coprinopsis cinerea okayama7#130, 1314 nucleotides. RefSeq lists its product as hypothetical. The coding region runs from base 1 to 1314 and encodes 437 amino acids. The transcript is spliced from 6 exons. The record is from RefSeq and is a predicted model, not a curated record. NCBI's taxonomy places the organism in Eukaryota, Fungi, Basidiomycota, Agaricomycetes, Agaricales, Psathyrellaceae.
AUGUGCACUGACGACAAGGAGCUCUUCCCUUCCAAUAUGACAGGUACAAGUGCGAACAUUGUAGACAAUGCGAAGAAAAGGACACCCGUACUAGAUAUAGAACACAUCGAAUGCGAAACCUGUCGCACGGCGCUGUUGGAGCGCAAGACACCCCCGUGCCAUUCCCCUUCGCUCCCUGGACUCGCCAUCUGGAAGCCUCUCCCAACAAACCAUCGGUCCGCCAGGGGGUACUUUGUCUACGGCUUCCCCCUGAGCAUGGACAAACUCAAACGCGUAGCCAAACGCCUCGGCCACCGCGACCGCUCCAACCUCGUCCAACAAUCCGUCCUCAUCGCUGCCCGUCUAGAGAUCAUGACCCAAUGGAAGCACGCGCUGUACUUCCAGUCCGGAAAGGCCGAUGCGCAGAGUGAGGAAGAGGGGAUGGCAGAAUAUAGCGGUUUCCAUAAGAUGCGCGUGGUCCCCUUGUUGGUUAUGGGGUGUAGCGCGAGUAGGGAGCUGUAUCAUCGACGGCCGACGCCCGAACAGAUGGAGGUGUUCGAGGAUUAUCUUGGGGAGGCGAGGUGGUUUGAGACUCCUGAGGCUAAAGACAAAUAUUCGCGGAGGGCGUUCACGGGGGUUAUACCAGCAUCCAGUUUGUCAUUUAUGCCGCUUGUCACCGACGACGAGGAUCCCACCGCCGUUUCCGUCGAAAAUGUUACGAGCGCGAGCGCUGAAGGCAAUUCAAAGAAAAGGAAACCCGUACUAGAUAUAGGACACAUUGAAUGCGAAACCUGUCGCACCGCGCUGUUGGAGGGAAGGACACCACCCUGCCACUCUCCCUCACUCCCUGGACUCGCAACCUGGAAGCCUCUCCCAGCAGACCACAAGUCCUCCCCGGGCUACUUUGUGUACGGCUUCCCCCUGCGAAUGGACAAGCUCAAACGCGUAGCCAAACGCCUCGGCCACCGCGACCGCUUCAGCCUCGUCCAACAAUCCGUCCUCAUCGCCACCCGUCUAGAGAUCAUGACCCAAUGGAAGCACGCGAUGUACUUCCAGUACGGAAAGGCCGAUGCACAAAGCGAGGAAGAGGAUAUGGCGGUUUACGAGGAUUUCUACAAGAUGCGAGUGGUUCCCAUUUUAGCGAUGGGAUGUACCGCGAGUAGGAAACUUUACCAUCGACGACCGACGCCGGAGCAGAUGAGAGUGUUGGAGGACUAUCUUGGAGAGGCGAGGUGGUUUGAGACACCUGAGACCAAAGAGAAAUAUCCGGCUUCGUCAUUCACGGGGGUGAUACCAGCAUCCAGUUAUAAAGAAAUCGUUAGAACAUAUGGUUAG